This is a messenger RNA of Pieris rapae (cabbage white), 1328 nucleotides long. RefSeq lists its product as uncharacterized. Lineage: Eukaryota; Metazoa; Arthropoda; Insecta; Lepidoptera; Pieridae. The transcript is spliced from 7 exons. The coding region runs from base 234 to 761 and encodes 175 amino acids. The record is from RefSeq and is a predicted model, not a curated record.
UUGUAUGCAUCUUUUUAUUUACAUUUUCUCUGCAGGACUUACAAAACUUUACUUACUCCAAGGCACUUAGGCAGUACACUCAGCUUUAAGUUUCACACUUUCAGUACGCGAGGAGCUUUCAAGUCGAGAGCGCGUCUCAUCGCGAGCCUUUACGACAUACGUAACUGAAAUAUUGAGUGAACUAUUGUUAGUAUGCAAUCUUUUUCGGAGAUUUUCAACUCUUCACGUUUAAGAUGAAAGCGUGGACUACUCACGAUCAAGAUACGACGCUGUUCUGCUGUCGGACAUUACAUGUCAAGCAUGCUGCUUACGCCAGUGCUUUGUAUACCUUGAAUAUAUCAAUAUUAGUGGUACUAUUGUACAGUUGGAGGAUCGGAGUUAAUGCCAAGAAGUAUAAGGAACUUGACGAUGUUUAUUAUGGUGUACAGAUAGCAUACUUCGCGAUAAUAGGAACGCAAAUGUUCAUGAUUGUCCUUAGUAUAUUUCUUUUCUAUGGGAUUUAUAAAGAAAACGUCGCUUUCUUGGUGCCGUGGGUUGUUGGUUGUAUGACUUUCAUGGCUUUGGAGGCAAUGGCUAUGGUUUAUUCAAAUAUUUUAAGGGAUCACGUUAACAAGCAAUUCGACGCGAUGUGUAAAGCAGAAAUAUCUUUUUUAAUUCCGAGAAUAUUGUUAAAUUGUUUAUGCAUUUGGUGCGUCCUGCGACUUUAUCACCUCCUAAGAGCAGGUGUAACUUGGAAAGGGGCGGCCCCGAUUGAGCUGUGACUAUUACCCAAAGAAUCAAAGGACUCCACAGUUCCUUGCGAAUCGAGCCUGUUGCUAGGCAACGUCGAAAGUGAUACAGACGCUAGUAUGCAUUCUCUAUGACACACUGUGUAUGUGUUAAACUCGUAUUACGUUGUGAUAAAUUGAGUAUAUGUGUACAAAGAAAAUAGCGUUAUUAAAUUGUUAUGUUUCAUUAUGACUACGUUGAGUCUUAUAUGUUUGUAAAUUGAUAUUGUAAAAGCUAUGCGAAGCCAUGUUUAUUUUAUUUACACUUAGUAUAGAACGUAGAACCGCUUACGACCAGAAGAAGCUUAUAAUUAAUUUCAUAUAAAAUGUUAUUCUUGAUAAGAUUGUGAUUCUAUCAUUACAAUAAACUUAGUACUCCAAUAGCGAAACAUGGUCCGAACUGACGACCUUGGCUUAUCGUGGCGUUUAACCACUGGGUAACACUGCUCUGUUUAUAUUAAUAUUAACAUACCAAUGAAAUUAAGAGGAUAUCUUUGAGUUAAGACUAAAACCUAAAGGCCUGUUUCACAAUGUAUGGAUAAAGUACCAUACAUUAUACAU